Molecule: messenger RNA, 2112 nt
Organism: Morone saxatilis (striped sea-bass)
Lineage: Eukaryota; Metazoa; Chordata; Actinopteri; Moronidae
Gene: trub1
Product: TruB pseudouridine (psi) synthase family member 1
Exons: 7
Coding region: 40-918 (292 amino acids)
Biological process (GO): tRNA modification; mRNA pseudouridine synthesis
Cellular component (GO): mitochondrion
Molecular function (GO): RNA binding; pseudouridine synthase activity
Source: RefSeq, a predicted model, not a curated record
UCACUACAUGAGUAGAAGAAGAAGAACAUUGGAACAAGCAUGGCAGGAAGCAUCAGCCCCACUGCGGCUCCGGUAACUAGUUCUCUGUCUAAACUACAGUCUUUAAAUGGACUGUUUGCGAUAUAUAAGAAACAAGGACCGACGUCGGCAGACGUGUUGAAUACGCUGAAAGAAGCGUUACUCAAAGAAGCUGGUGUUCAAAACCCAAACCCGCGAAAGAGGAAGAAGCAGAGCCUGAAGAUUGGGCACGGGGGGACGCUGGACAGCGCCGCCAGUGGGGUGUUAGUGGUUGGUGUUGGGAAUGGCACAAAGAUGCUCAGUACAAUGUUGGCUGGUUCUAAGGUCGGUUCACCUCAUGGGAACCGUAACCAGGGCGGCAUCCUCUAUCACCAAAGCGGGGACAGAGAGCUUCAGGACCAGCAUGAAUGUUUACAGACCUUCGUAGGAGAGGGAAACACAACCGAAUUUGACAGUGACUUGACAGGAGGUCCUUACUCUGCCACUUUUUCCCAUGAUUUAUUGAUGUUCUGUCAUUUCAGCUACUCGGCACUGAAGAAAGACGGUCAGCGUCUGUCUGUCAUGCUGAAAAAAGGUCAUAAGGUUGAGGCCAAACCAGCCAGACCAGUCACUGUGUAUAACCUGACCCUGCAAGAGUUUAAGCCUCCUCUCUUCACUCUGGAUAUUGAGUGCGGUGGUGGAUUCUAUGUCAGAAGCUUGGUGGAUGACCUAGGAAAAGCUCUGUCGUCGUGUGCUCAUGUGAAGGAACUGAUUAGGACCAAGCAGGGUCAGUUCACCCUGGAGGAGCACGCCUUAUAUGAGGAGAAGUGGACCCUAGAACAUAUCCUGCGCUCUCUGCAACCCUUCUCACACUCAGAGCAGGGCCCGGAUUGUACAAAACCAGCAGAAGCCGACACCUGAGGAACACACACUGAACAAAAUGAAAGUGGCGAGCUGGGGUUGCUGUCCCCUCAAUGAUUAGUUACCACUCACCUGCUUUGCUUUUCCUGUGAAGAGAACAUCCUGUCUAAACACGUCAAGUUGAAGGUGUGUUGUUGAGCAAGAGAAGUGUGACAAGUUGAGACAAAUGUCAAAACUCAAAAGCACCACACAACUAAUCGAUUUAAUCGCAAAACAUUAUCAACAGAUUAAUCAAUAAUGAACAUAGUCACAGAGACUUACAGUGUAUAUUAAACACUAAAAGAAACAUUUUCAAACUGCAUGAUUUAUUGAUUUAUGCGGAAAAUACUCUAAAUAGUAUACUUUUAUACAGUUCCUUUAUUAACAUAAUUUGUUUUAAAUGUACGGAAUCUUUUAAGCUCAGCAGAAACAUUAACUUAAAGGUGCUGUAAGCAUUUUUUGUUAUAAGUGUUAAUUACCUCUACAUUCCGACAGCCAUCACAAAGUGUUCAGCCAGUAACGUGGGUUUCCCAGUCCCUUCUUUCCGCAAACAGAGGAUAUAUUUUCUGGUAUCCUGUUCCCACUUCAUCAAAUCAGGAGAGAGAACUCCACAAAGAGGCAGUGCUCAACAAGGCAGCAGAAUUUCACCGUGGUGACGUGGGGAGGAGGAAUGCUAACUGCAAAUACUGACAGGAAGUUAGCCAAAAUGCCGAUUUCAAUUACAGCACCUAUUUAAGGUCCAGUGUGUAAAAUUUAGGAGAUCUAUUGGCAGCAAUGGGAAAUAAUAUUCAUAGGUAUCUGGUAAUAAGUGUAUAAACAAAUAAGAAUUGUUGUGUUGUCGUUACCUCCCUUGUUUAUUUUCCUUCAUUUAGAAUCUAAAUAAUGUGAGAUCCGUAAUGGCCGUUAAAAUGUUAGACAGUCUUGUAUUAAAUACUUAUCAAUUACACCUUCUGUAGCAAUGCUGGAGAAUACAUUCAUAAAGCAAGUCAAAUAUAUAUUAGUCAUUUUACCUGCAGAUUUCUUUAUGGAACUGCCAUGCUGUUUGCUCUAAACAGUGAAACAGUUUCUUUUCUUCCGAUACACGGUGUUGAGCUGUUUUUGUUUAGUUUUUUUAAGAUUGGUGUACUCAACAUCUGAAAGUGUUCAGAUCAGCAGUGGUACUGCAUGUGUAAUUGAAUUUGUUUUGCACUUACAAAUUAAAUAUUCAAGUGAAAA